This is a messenger RNA of Adineta steineri, 2997 nucleotides long. Lineage: Eukaryota; Metazoa; Rotifera; Eurotatoria; Adinetida; Adinetidae. The record is from the annotation of a GenBank genome assembly.
AUGGCUCAACAACGAUUUCUUCAUCAUCGACUUCAAUUCAUCGAUCAACAGUAUCGUCUCGAUCUCCAUCAAAGUCUAUGGCAAUCUUAUUUAAGUUUAGGAUCAGAACAUGAAAUAUGGGCAAAUCAAGUGUACAAGUUAGCUAAUUCGAAUGAUCAUGAACAAUGUCAACACUUUGUAACGGAUCGUUUAAUCCAAUUGAAUCGACAAAUAGAUCAAUGUACGGCUGAAUUAAUAACACAAUCUCGACCAUGUCCCAAGAAAUUAUUACCAAUAGAAGAACUCGACUGUAAGCUGAAGGAAUUUGUUAGUGAACAACAAACAUAUUUAGUGAAAAAAAUCAAUGCUCGAUUAAUUCGGUAUCAAGAGAUGAUCGAAGAAAAGAAAUUAUUUCAAAUUCUAUCUACAUAUACUCUUACUAAUAUACAAAAAGAUAUCAUCGAUCGACUAAUCAAUCUACGACAGAAACAACUUGAAGUAUUCGAAGAAUUGCUUCAAUUCGAAACGCAAGUUUCUAUGGAACUUUUACCAGAAGGCUUUGAUCAUUUAGAAAUGUUCAUUGCACCUACUCUUUAUUCAUCUAUAGUAAAAGAUCAUCUGCUCACUAUGACAUUGAAACAAAAACGAUACAAAACUAUACAAGAAAUCAAACGUAUUUGGUUAAAUAUCUAUAUAGAUGCCUAUGAAAUUCAAUAUCAAGACUAUGAACAUCAAUAUAAAAGAGAAUUAGAUAAUUUUAAAUUGAUUAGUGCCAAUGAUAAUCAAAUAAAUGAAACUACUCUUCCAAUUGAUUCUUUCAUGACAUAUAUCAAUCAUCGAACAAAAAGGAUGAAACAAGAGAUUUAUUCAGAAAAGUUAUCUAUAUAUCGAAGAAAAUUAUUACGUCGUCAUCGUCGUCGUCUUGGAUUAAAAACGAAAUUAAUACCAAUUCGUCCAACAGUAAUUAUUGAUCUUAUUCGUCAUCCAUUUACUACAACUGAAUUAGCUUAUCUUUCAAGAGGUCCCACUUAUAUACGACCAAAUCAAAGUGCACUUCGGCCAGCGGCUCAACGAGAAAAACAAAUUGACAAGGAAUCGACUACUAUUAUCGAUAAAUUGAAGAGAUUUAUGGCCAAUCUUGAAAAUCCAGGAAAAAUUCCAUCAACAGCUCGAUUAUAUAAAUCUUAUUUGAAACGUUUACGAGCCCAUCUCUUUUCUCGUUAUAUGACUCCAUUAACAUUGAUCGAUCAGAUACGUGCUCGACGAGAAUUCAGAAUGGUCAAAUCUAUUCAACGAAAACUAAAGAAAUAUCGACUUAUUCUUCGUCAAACAGAUAAAAGUGGUGUAUUUCAUAUUGGUCACGCCAAUGAUUAUAAACGAAAAGCACGUCAAUAUCGAGAAAAAACUGGUGCUUAUGAAGAAUUAUCUACUAAUCCAUUUAAUGAAAUUCUCUAUAAUACCACUCAUCUAUUGAAUCAAAUGAAAGCACAUACAAAAAUACCUGAAUGGCAACGAUUAAAGAUGUUACCUAUUCGAGCUAAAACACAAUUGGCAUAUCAAUAUUUUCUUCCUAAAGUUCAUAAGAAUGGCGCACCACUUCGACCGAUUAUCAAUACUAUUCAUGCAGCAACGAAAGCAAUUUCUCAAUUUUUAGAUAGAAUGAUUCGUCCUUUAUUCGAUCGAUAUGUUCGACAGACUACGAUUGUCGAUGGUGUUGAUUUAUUGACUAAAUUACAAGUCUAUAUUCAACAAGGUCAUUUUACUGCAUCUACUCUUUUCGUUACUUUCGAUAUUACCAAUCUUUAUACGAUGUUACCUCAAGAAGAAUCACUCAUAAUUCUUGCAGAAUUUCUUCAUGAACACCAUAGUGAUCGUUUGAAUGGGAUCUCAAUUGAGACCAUCAUUGAAUUAAGUCGUAUAGUACUUCAAGCCAAUGCAUUUGUCUAUGAUAAUAAAUUCUAUCGACAAAUCAUUGGUGGAGCCAUGGGAUCACCAUUUACUUUAACAUUGGCAAAUAUUUUCAUGUGGAAAUGGGAAAAACAAACACUCAUUCCUAAAUUAUUGCCUCAUGAAAUCUUUGGUCGAUAUAUUGAUGAUGGUUUCUUUACAUCCAAUGAAUCAGAAGCAACUAUCAAGGCAAUUCUGAAUAUAGUGAAUAAAUUUCAUCCAAAUAUUAAAUUAGAAUAUCAAAUUGGUAAAUGUCUUCCAUUUUUGGAUGUACUUAUUCAUAAUAAUAAUGGUAUUCUUUUGUCAUCGGUCUAUCAUAAACCUGCAGCAGAACCAGCCGUAUUAUCAUUUUUAUCUGAUCAUCCUCGACAUACCUUUCGAAAUGUAUUUCAAACACUUCUGAUCAGAGCGAUACGAUAUUCAUCAACAUUCGAAGCAUUCAAUAUUGAACGACGUGAAAUUCGAUUACUGUUAUUAUACAAUGGUUAUCCAUCAACAUAUAUUCAUGAGCAAUUUCAACAAUUCUUCGUGAAACAUCGCGUUUUAUCUUCAUCAUCUACUUUACCAUUGAUUGAUAAUGUACAAGAAUUCUAUCGUUUACGUGAGAACUUAUUAGCACAACCAUCUAUUAAGCAACAAAUAGUGAAGAAGAAUGCUGCUACUGUGGAAAUUACUACAAAGAAACAAGUUAAUCAAGAAACAACUACACAAAUUAUGGAGACAAGAGUGAAACGAAAAAAUGAUGAUAAAUUCAAAAAUACGAUCUUUAUUCAUUGUAUACAUGAGGCACGAUUGGAAGGUGUAAAACGACAUAUACAUGAAAUUCACGAUAGUUACUUCAAGAGUACAGAUCACGGGAAUAUUCGAUUAGUAGUUGGUCAUCGAAAUAAUCCAAAUCUCGACUUUGAACUAACCAAUAAACGUCCACGUUCGACAUUACUGAAGGACCCAACGAAAAAAAGUAAAGAUGGCAUGGAUCUCUAUUAUUUCGCCUAUCAAACUUUUCGUUUUUCUUUUCUAUUAGAACCAGAACUCAAUCAACCUGCUGCUCCUCCUCAAUCAACAGCCUAA